AUGGGUCAUAAAGUGAGUGUGACCGAGGCUCGCUGCGUGGCGAGUGUUGACGCUGAAGUCUUUGCGAUGCGAGACACGCCUCGCUCGGCUCUCGUCGGAUGGCUUCAUUCCCCGCCUUUUAAUCCCGUCACCCAGAGACCCCAGAGCACCUCCAGCGGGACCUACCCCUCCCCACGAGCUCACGGCUCCAUGGGGAUUAGACACAUGCGAUCCAAAGCAGAGUGUGAGGAGAGCGCUGCAGAGGGGAGGUAA
Molecule: messenger RNA, 252 nt
Organism: Knipowitschia caucasica
Lineage: Eukaryota; Metazoa; Chordata; Actinopteri; Gobiiformes; Gobiidae
Source: the annotation of a GenBank genome assembly